AUGCUGAUAGAGCAACUUGUGACAGGGCCUCGGGAAUUAGAUGUGAUCUCAAUUUUUGGAAUGCCAGGACUAGGAAAAACAACUUUGGCUAAGAAAUUGUAUGAUCAUGAAGCCAUUUCCAAUCGCUUUGACAUUCGCUUGUGGUGUCGUUCUUCCCAAUCGUAUGAUGAGAGAGCUCUCUUGUUUGAAUUAUUGUGUCGUACUCGUGAGCUUGAUGAUAGUACCAAAAUAAUGAGUAAUGAUGAACUAGCUGAGAAGUUAUACAGAAGUUUGAAGGGAAGGAGGUACCUCAUUGUUGUGGAUGAUGUGUGGAGUUCCGAGGCAUGGGAUGAUAUAAAGAGACCUUUUCCAGAUGAUGAUAGAGGAAGUAGGAUCAUUUUGACAACCAGGCUUGAAUCGAUGGCCACAUAUGCCAUGAUCUCUUUGGGUCCUCAUCACCUUCGUUUGUUCACAGAAGAAGAAAGUUGGAUGCUAAUGAAGGAGAUGGUAUUCAAAAAAGACAAUUAUUGUCCUCAAGAACUCGAGGAGAUUGGUAAGAAAAUAGCGAGAAAGUGUGGAGGAUUACCCCUUGCAAUUGUAUUGGUGGCCGGUCUUCUUGCAAAACAUGAUAAGGAAGUACUUUACUGGAAGAAAUAGGUGAAAGUUUGAAGUCAAAAAUGCAAGGUUGCAUGGAUAUAAUUGAAUCGAGUUACCAACACUUGCCCGUUCAUUUGCAAAAAUGCUUUCUCUAUUUUGCUUCAUUUUUAGAGGACCAGAAAGUUCCUGUUAAAAAACUGAUACGACUAUAGAUCGCGGAAAAUUUUGUGGAAGCUAGUACUACAUCAAAGAGCUUAGAGUUGGUUGCAAUGGAUUACUUGAUGGAUUUAAUAAGGAGCAACUUAGUGAUGAUGGCUAAAGUAAAUUCCUUAGGGGAGCUCAAAGCCGUCCAUAUUCAUGAUUUAGUACAUGAAUUUAGCUUGGUAAAAGCUAAAUAUGGCAACUUUUUGCUGAGGAUAAAUGAUCAGCUGUAAGUGAAAUCAAUUUAAUUAUGUUUCUAGCUU
Messenger RNA from Lycium barbarum (goji berry), 1040 nucleotides. RefSeq names its product putative late blight resistance protein homolog R1A-3. The coding region runs from base 1 to 636 and encodes 211 amino acids. The record is from RefSeq and is a predicted model, not a curated record. Gene Ontology annotation, biological process: defense response to other organism. Gene Ontology annotation, molecular function: ADP binding. The transcript has a single exon. Lineage: Eukaryota; Viridiplantae; Streptophyta; Magnoliopsida; Solanales; Solanaceae.